Paralichthys olivaceus (Japanese flounder) is the source of this 9106-nucleotide messenger RNA. The record is from RefSeq and is a predicted model, not a curated record. Lineage: Eukaryota; Metazoa; Chordata; Actinopteri; Pleuronectiformes; Paralichthyidae.
CAGAGAGGACACCUUUAGCCGCCACGUGGAGGACUCGAACACCGACUGGUGGUGUUCCUCCCGCUCACACCCUCUGACAGCGUGACACCCCUGUAAGCACAUGUGAAGACUUGUGAAGUGAGAGAAGAAAAAGAAAACUGGGAAAGCAACUACACCUUGGAAAAAGACGAGAAAUAACAACUGCCAGGUUUAUUUGGUAUCCCUCUCUACUCUUGAAUUGCACCAGAGAAAGUGAUGCUCGGGUGGCUUAACUCAUGAACUGUGAACCAAGUGCAUCAAAGAGGGAGGAGAGAAAGAAAAAGAAGAAGAGGGGGAAACAUGCAACCCACAAAGAAGAGAGAGGUUGUGUAUAAAAGCUUGGGGAGCACGAAGAAGAUGAGAGGGAGGAGAUGGAGGUUUAGUAGCUGUGGAUAUUCAAGGCACAGUGCUCAGUGAGAGAGAGAGUGACUUACUGAGCAGUGUGUCUGUCUCUGUGCUUCUCAGUCGGCUCAAAGCAGCUCUGCGCUAUACUCAACAGGAACACUGCACUCCAGAGACUAUUGCUUGUUUCUUUGUUUUCUUUGUCUGCAAGCCUUUUCUUUUUUCCUCUCUCCACCUCUCUCGCUUUCUUCUGUUGUUCUUUUCUUGCCCACUCUCUUUUCUUGAUAUUAUUUUGUCUCCAUGUUAAAGUCCCUUUCACCCUGAUCUUUAUAUCCCACCCUCAAACCCCCUCCUUCUCCUCCUCCCCUUCGCUCUCUCCCUCCAUCCCUCGCUUUCUCUUCCCUUGUUUCCCUGUUUCUCUCCCUCUCUCUCUCCCCGCGUGGAGGGAAAACAGCAUCAACAGCCGAGCCACAGUAACAGCACAUGCAACAGGGUGCAGACAGCACCUUCUGCUGCUUCUCCACCUCUCCUCUCUGACUCUCGUCCCUCCCAGAGGAAGGCUACAGGGAAGAAAAGAAGAGCACAGGAGUGCAGCAGCUCAGGUGAAGAUCUGCUGUCUCGCUCUCUUUGAUCAAGAGCUCAGGAGAAGGAAAAAAGUCCAAGAAACUGGAGUCAAAAUCUUCCCCUGAGAACACUUAAAGAAAAAGGAGAGAAACUGAGCGGAUCAGGAGGAAGCAGAAGAAUUAAGAAUGAAGUGGAGACGCCACCUGUUGCACCAGUUUUAUUAGAGAACUCAGCGUGGCUGCCCCACUUCCCACAUCUCUUUGACCAAAUUUUAUUUUUAACACCAAUGGCUUCCAAGAAGAAGUGGGCCGAGCGGAGGGAGCUGCAAAGAGAGCGGCCGUUCUCCACCCGGGAUGAUUCAUCUGUUGCGUCCGGGACAUCUGGGCCGGGGCGUCCCACCACCAGGGGGCGGUUCUCAGAGUCGUGGAAGAGGCUCAGCUCCCGAGGGGGGUCCACCAAGAGGGGGGUGCUCAACUCUCAGCAGCCACCGGCACAGAAAUCGUGGAUAGAAAGAGCAUUCAGCAAGAGAGAAUGUGUUCAUAUCAUAGUGAGCGCCAAAGACCCCCAUAGGUGCUGUUGUGGUCGUCUGAUAGGUCAGCAUGUGGGCCUGCCCCCUGGCAUCUCAUCCAGUCAGAAUGAUAAGGCAGAGCGUUUGGCCAAGAAUGACAGCCUGUCAGAGAAGUGGUCCAUCAGCAAGCACACACAGCUCAGUCCCACCGAUGCCUUCGGCACCAUCGAGUUCCAGGGAGGAGGACACUCCAACAAAGCCAUGUACGUUCGAGUGUCUUAUGACACCAAGCCUGACUUGCUGCUCCACCUGAUGACCAAGGAAUGGCAGCUGGACCUGCCCAAACUGCUAAUCUCAGUCCACGGGGGCCUGCAGAACUUUGAAUUACAACCCAAACUCAAACAGGUCUUUGGCAAAGGGCUCAUCAAGGCUGCCAUGACAACAGGAGCCUGGAUAUUCACUGGUGGGGUCAACACAGGUGUGAUUCGCCAUGUAGGUGAUGCACUGAAAGACCACGCCUCCAAGUCAAGGGGGAAGAUCUGCACCAUUGGCAUCGCCCCGUGGGGCAUCGUGGAAAAUCAAGAGGAUCUUGUUGGCAAAGAUGUGGUGCGUCCAUACCAAACCAUGUCCAACCCGAUGAGCAAGUUGACGGUUCUAAACAGUCUCCACUCCCACUUCAUCCUGGCAGACAAUGGCACCACGGGAAAGUACGGCGCUGAGGUCAAACUCCGACGCCAGCUAGAGAAACACAUCUCUCUGCAGAAGAUCAACACACGUAUUGGUCAGGGUGUGCCGGUGGUGGCUCUGAUUGUGGAGGGAGGUCCUAAUGUGAUCUCCAUUGUGCUGGAGUACCUCAGGGACACUCCUCCAGUUCCAGUGGUGGUGUGUGACGGCAGUGGCAGAGCAUCAGACAUCUUGGCCUUUGGACACAAAUACUCUGAGGAGGGAGGCAUAAUUAAUGAGUCGCUAAGAGACCAGUUGCUGGUGACCAUCCAGAAGACAUUCACCUACAGCCGCACUCAGGCCCAACAUCUGUUCAUCAUUCUCAUGGAGUGCAUGAAGAAGAAGGAGCUGAUAACAGUUUUCCGGAUGGGGUCGGAGGGACAUCAGGACAUUGACCUUGCCAUCCUCACUGCAUUACUCAAAGGUGCCAACGCCUCUGCUCCUGACCAGCUAAGUUUAGCUCUGGCGUGGAACAGAGUGGACAUCGCCCGCAGUCAGAUCUUCAUCUAUGGACAGCAGUGGCCUGUCGGUUCCCUGGAGCAGGCGAUGCUGGAUGCCUUAGUUCUGGACAGAGUGGACUUUGUAAAGCUCCUGAUUGAAAACGGAGUCAGUAUGCACCGUUUCCUCACACUCUCCAGAUUGGAGGAGCUCUACAACACGAGACAUGGACCAUCCAACACGCUGUACCACCUUGUACGAGAUGUCAAAAAGGGAAACCUGCCCCCGGACUACCGCAUUAGCCUCAUCGACAUUGGCCUGGUCAUUGAAUACCUCAUGGGCGGAGCUUACCGGUGUAACUACACCAGGAAGAGAUUCAGAACUCUGUACCACAACCUGUUUGGACCCAAACGGCCCAAAGCCCUGAAACUGCUGGGGAUGGAGGACGACAUGCCAAUCCGCAGAGGCCGCCAGAAGACCACGCGCAAACGAGAGGAAGAGGUCGACAUCGAUUUGGACGACCCGGAAAUCAACCACUUCCCUUUUCCCUUCCAUGAACUGAUGGUGUGGGCCGUCCUCAUGAAACGUCAGAAGAUGGCGCUGUUCUUUUGGCAGCAUGGCGAAGAGGCCAUGGCUAAGGCUUUGGUAGCCUGUAAGCUUUGUAAGGCUAUGGCGCACGAAGCCUCGGAGAACGAUAUGGUGGAUGACAUCUCCCAGGAACUAAACCACAACUCUAGAGAGUUUGCCCAGCUGGCGGUGGAACUCCUCGACCAGUCCUAUAAACAAGAUGAGCAGAUGGCCAUGAAGCUGUUGACAUACGAGCUGAAGAACUGGAGCAACGCCACCUGUCUGCAGCUGGCGGUAGCGGCCAAACACAGGGAUUUCAUCGCUCACACCUGCAGUCAGAUGCUGCUGACCGACAUGUGGAUGGGACGCCUGCGUAUGCGGAAGAACUCCGGUCUGAAGGUGAUCUUAGGGCUACUACUGCCUCCGUCCAUCCUGAGUCUGGAGUUCAAGAACAAGGACGAGAUGUCGUACAUGCCCCAGGAUCAGGAGGCCUACCUGCAGGAGAAGGAGGAGGAGGAGCCUGAGAAACCGGUCAAGGAGAAGGAGGAUGAAGACAUGGAGUUCACAGUAAGAUCUUACUGUGAGACGCAGUACAACUCCGUGGCAAUGCUGGGUAAGGUUACCACGGAGACAUCCAGAAAGAAGGAUGUUGAGGAGGUUCAGAACCGCCACCGCCUCAUCCCCAUGGGACGCAAAAUAUAUGAGUUCUACAACGCGCCGAUUGUCAAGUUCUGGUUCCAUACGAUGGCAUAUGUGGGCUACCUCAUGUUGUUCAACUACAUCGUCCUGGUGAAGAUGGAUCUGUGGCCGUCUCCUCAAGAGUGGAUCGUCAUCGCUUACAUCUUCACUAACGGCAUCGAGAAGAUGAGAGAGAUUCUGAUGUCAGAGCCAGGGAAGUUGUUACAGAAGGUGAAGGUGUGGCUCCAGGAGUACUGGAACAUCACAGACCUCAUGGCUAUCCUCAUAUUCUCGGUCGGCAUGGUUCUGCGUCUCCAGGAGCCGCCGCUCAUGAGCUACGGCCGAGUCAUCUACUGCGUCAACAUCAUCUAUUGGUACAUCAGGCUGCUCGACAUCUUUGGAGUCAACAAGUACCUGGGUCCCUACGUGAUGAUGAUUGGCAAAAUGAUGAUCGACAUGAUGUAUUUUGUGAUCAUCAUGUUGGUGGUGCUGAUGAGUUUUGGGGUGGCGCGUCAGGCCAUUCUCCACCCGAACGAGGACCCGUCCUGGAUGUUGGCUCGGAACAUCUUCUUCAUGCCUUACUGGAUGAUCUACGGAGAGGUGUUCGCAGACCAGAUCGACCAUAUGCAUAGUAGGAAGUUACAGCACAGGCUGAAUGAAAAACUCUGGCUGGGCGAAAAUUACUUUCGAACUCACGGAACCUGGCGUAUUAAUGGUCCAUCCCACAUUGGCCAGUGCAGUCAAAAUCCCACUCCCUGUGGGCAGAACAUCACAACAGAGGACGGGGGGGUGGUGGCCCUGCCUCCCUGUAAGACGGGUGCCUGGAUCGUCCCGGCCAUCAUGGCGUGCUACCUGUUGGUCGCCAACAUACUCCUGGUCAACCUUCUCAUAGCUGUGUUCAAUAACACAUUCUUCGAGGUGAAGUCCAUCUCCAACCAGGUCUGGAAGUUCCAGCGCUACCAGCUCAUUAUGACCUUCCACGAGCGGCCAGUCCUCCCUCCACCACUCAUCAUCUUCAGUCACAUAACCAUGGUCCUCAAGCACCUGUGCUGUCGCUGGCGCAAGCACGACGACGACGAGAGGGACUAUGGAUUGAAGCUUUUCAUCACAGAGGACGAGCUGAAGAAGGUCCAUGACUUUGAGGAGCAGUGUAUAGAGGAGUACUUCAGGGAGAAAGAUGACAGAUUCCACUCUUCAAAUGAUGAGAGGAUCAGAGUCACCUCUGAAAGGGUGGAAAACAUGGCCAUGCGUCUGGAGGAAGUCAAUGAGAGGGAACACUUCAUGAAGGCGUCUCUGCAGACUGUUGAUAUUCGUCUGGCACAAAUGGAGGAGCUGAUCGGCCGAAUUGCCGUAGCUCUGGAGCGCGUGACAGGUGUCGAACGGGGUGAGGUCAACAAAGUGCGUUCCAGGACUUCAUCUGACUGCACAGACUCUGCAUACAUUCUCCGCCAUGGUGAGUGCCAUGAUGCAACAUACAUCCUUCGCCAAAGCAGCUUUAACAGCACAGAGGGGAAUGCCUACCGUAUGCAGGAGGCACUGGAGGGAACAGCUGAGGGCUCCAUGUCCCCUCCGUCUCCUACUGGCAUGGCCACACGGACAAGAAGCCACUCGUUUUAUGUUCGUGGAGGUGAACGAGCAAGUGGAGCUGAAAGAGCCGAGAGCUUCUUCAAAGAGCGCUCGCUCAGUCUCCACAGAGCCAACAGCUCGCAAUCUGUGUCCUCAGUUGCUGCCCCCAAGGAGUCUAAGCCCCUCCCCUUGGCGACGCUAUCGGUAUCCCAGCAACACCGUCCAUCAUCAUGCAUUGAUAUCUAUGUCUCAACUUCUGAGGAGGUGGGGCCUGCGGAGGUCUUCUUGGAUCCUCUCCGUGUGGUCCCGCCACUCCAGAGAGACUUGUCGCUGCAGUCAGAUAUUAUGGAGACGGUGUUGCCGGGAGGCCGGGACUUCAGCAGCGCUGCCACCAGCGGUCUGGGCGACAGGCACUCGGAGGGCAGGGCGGGCAGCAGCGCAACAGGUGGAGCUAUGUAUGACGACAGUGCAGCUGCUGAUUUGUCCUUGUGCUCGGCCCACCUCUUACCAGACACAACCUUACCUCCGUGGGACAUGGAACCAUCCCCACCUCCCUCAGCAGGGCUGCUUGAACGCUCUAAGAGCAGUCGCUACCUCUGUACGACAGGCGCAUCGUUCCUCGAUGAGCCUCCUCUGGUCAAAUCCCACAGCCUCAUGUUCACACCGAGAGGCUGCUACAGCGGACUGGGGGCAGGCGUCCAGGUAAAAGCUGCAGAGUACACCAGCAUCACUGACUGCAUCGAUACACGCUGUGUCUCAGCUCCAUACACUCCAGCAGAACGCUCCCACUCCCCUGGAGGCUCCACCUCAUUCCCCUUUGAUAAGCCUUCAGACAUUGGCUCCUCUCACCCGGAGAGAGAGGCAGAGCUUAGUCACACUGAGUCUGAUCCAGAGGACCCUGAGGACCUGAUUCCAGCCCCUGAUACCCCUCGCCUAGGGGGCCUUGGCGGGCCCAGUGGGGCCCCUCUCUGCUCCCCCUUCUCCAGGCUUGAGCGGGCAAACAGCUGCUCCUCAGAUGACUCCCAUCCUUCCCUCACGCUGGCCCCUCCGCACCGGAAGAGCCUGUCAGUGAGUGAGAGGAUGGAGAGGGGAUCGGGUCUGGGGGCAGACAGGGGGCCUGGGCCGGGGGGCCGGGGUCUGGCAGGAACCAGAAACCCCUUCCUCAGGAGCAAGUCUGGAGCACGGCCUGAGACAGCCAAAACUGACAGCCUCUCCAUGAGGAAACUGGCCACUCCGUCAGCUUUCCGCAGCUUUGAUAGACAAAACUACACGUGACAAGGACACUGGUCAGCUCAUUCACAUACUGAUAGGAGCAGGGAGGAAAAGGGCCCGGGGCAAAAGUGAAAGCAUGGGGGAGUUGCCCGUUGCUCCUAAUCUGGACAAGAUCUACAGUUUUUACACUUAUGUUUUAGUCUAGAGAAGGUUAUAAAAGUUUCUUCAUAGUACGUGCUGGGGGGGGCAACUUUACCCUGGAUCAUGAAACAGGAAGAAGGGAUGUUAGAUGCAGAGGUCCUACUGUACACCAGUCAAAUACAAAGAGCUAUGAAUCUAGACUAGUUUUUACCUCUUCUUGUAGCUGAGUAUCUCUCAAUGGGGUGUUAUGGCAAUGGAAGGUGUCUUUGUACUGUGUGUCUUCCACCCACCACCUUUACGUCGAGUAGACAGCUGUCACUGUUACAUUACAUAUCAAUCACAUUAGUCAGAGAAAGUGUUCCUCCCAGCUGUUUCGUAUGGUAGAACCUGCCAUGUCUGACGGACGGACACAGAGAGAGGAGGAGGAACCAUAUAACCACCACCUCAUUUUGUCAGUUUGUCUUAGCAUAGAGUCAUUGCUGUCACUAAACUGAACGUUCACAUCAAGUACAUUUCCCUCUCUUUAUCCUAACUCCACACUGUACGACCCCAGCACAAGCAAAGCAAAGCUGACAUUUCUCUGGCUGGUCCAUAACGGAAUCAGCAAAGUGUUUGGAAACCCUCGUGUUUCGAAGACAAUGGCAGUAACAUGGCAACAACUUACCUCUGGAUACACAAACACACCUUUCAAAUAAUCAAUAUUUAUAUCAAACGUGUUUUUCGUUCACGUAUUGUAGCAAAAUGUAUCUACAGGACUGUAUUUAUUUCUUCUGUCGGAUCAGCCAGAAAAAGAAAGCCGUGUUGUAACUCAUGCCAGACAGCUGCAGGUCUCCAGUCCAUCUGUUCCUGCAGUGACUGGACGAGUUCAAUCUGUUUGAUUAGCCACGCGAUACAACUGAGAGGGAAAAAGUGAGAGAGAAAAUGUGACACGAAGUCUGAAAUCAGCAGGAGACAAUAUCCAGUGUUUUACCGCUCAGGCUUUCACCACGGACUCCAGGCAUGAGUCUGUAUAUCAGGAAAGUGAGUCAGUGCUUCGAAGGCCAACGCAUGAGAAAGGGAAUGAGAUCAGACAAGUUCUUUGGAAGUGCGUGUUGACAUUCUCAUACACAUGACUGCACACAGACAUGAUCAGUAAAAUCUUACUCACUGUUGGUAAUAAACUCAACUUCAUACCUGAGCCCAGAGAUUUAACAAGUGCAAUUGCAAAAAACGGGGGCAAGAGGGCGCUGUGAGCCUAUUUGAGAGGCAAUGCUUGCUGGGUGAACCUGGGGCAAGUUUGGUGGUGUGUUGAGCACCCUGUUGUGUUAAUACACACGUCACUGCUGACUCACGUUUGGAUUUUCUGAGUAUCAUGUUGCACAAUAAUAAUUACAUUUAAUCUUGAAUCUGUAUUGGGCUACACCUCUAACACACCCACCAAACAAAAGAACACUCAACCACCUUAACAGGUUUCAAGGAAACACAUUGUUCAACCAGGAAAAUUGUAGCCAAACGUCCCGUGAUUGAACAUGCCCCCUAGUGUGAACUUAUCUCCGCCUGCACCUGACUCCAAAAAAUUCCUUCCACUUCACCAAUUGUAGCUCUCUUGUAGCCCAGACCUCCACCCCCUCCUUCAGGUUUUGGCAGUGGAAACGUUUUCAGGAGGAUUGACUCUCAUUCUAAAUCAUGAUUUAUAUUAUAUUUUGCAACAGGCAUGUUUCUUGCAGUUUAUUUGGUUUACCUCUGCUCCUCGGCCCGAGUCUGUAAAACACAGUCAACGUAUGUGUCAGGUUGUUGUAUUCACAUAAAACAGUGCACAGGCAUUAUGUUGCAAUGGUUUUUACAUCCACCAACAGCUAAUGGAUCCGUCCUUCAUCUCUUCCAUAACUGUCUUUCAUUUGCUUUUCUCUUGUAUUUAUUUAUUAUUUAUUAUCUUUAUUGCGUUCAGCUUCUGCAAAAGCAGACUUUGAAAAGAAAGCACUUGCCCCCAUGAGUCAGCCCAUUAUAAACCAUCAACUGGUACAGAAGAGGUCCUGAGGAGGAGGAGCUCAUUUAUGAAUACAAAAAGAAACACGCUUGGGAAUAAACUUUCAAGUAUAUGCAUUCUAGCUGAGAUUAAAGAAGGGUGUGUAUUCACGCAGGAAGAAAAGUGGGACUAUUAUUGAAAAGAUGAAAGCCAGAUAAGUGUUUUAAAAUUUUCUAAUUUUUUUUUUUAUUCUAGUAGCGGAAGAAGUGUGGUGUUGGUGGUGGGGGAGAAGAUGUCCUUCUUUAAUCGCUCUAUAAAGAUAAAAUAUAGGUGAAAUUAUUAGAAUUCCUACUGAUUUUUUUAAUGUUUGUUUUAUAUUUCCUCGCUAUUAUAAUUCAUUUCAA